AUGAAAAGAAGGUUAUCUAAUGAAGAAGAUGACCAAAUGAACGAACCAAUUCGCACCAUAGCAGCCACAAACGAAAUCAACGGCCGCAAGAAAGCCAGAUCAAGCUUCAACAGUGAAGCUCUCAUGGGAGAAAGAGCCAGCCAAAAUUGGGAACUUCGGUUCCCACGAAGAGAUGAGAACAUGGCUGGAAGGCAUAACGGCCAAUUCACUGCUCAAAAGUCAGCUCAAGGAAGCAGACCAUCUCUUAAGCGGGGCAAAACCGUCAGUUCACUAUUCCUAAGCUACAGUCUAUGA
Molecule: messenger RNA, 294 nt
Organism: Prunus armeniaca (apricot)
Lineage: Eukaryota; Viridiplantae; Streptophyta; Magnoliopsida; Rosales; Rosaceae
Source: the annotation of a GenBank genome assembly